CGGUUGCCCAUGCGGCCCUAGGGCUGGGAGCGCCGCGCCGCGCUGCGCCGCGCUCCGCUGCGGGGAGGCCAUGACGGAACCUUCCCAGGCCUCGACCCCGGCCCCGGCCGCGCAGCCCCGUCCUCUUCAGUCCCCAGCCCCCGCCCCAACUCCGACUCCUACCCUCAGCCCGGCUUCGGCCCCGACUCCGGCUCCCACUCCGGCAUCAGCCCCAGCCCCAGCUACAGCCCCAGCCGGGAGCACAGGGACCGGGGGGCCCGGGGUAGGAAGUGGGGGUACCGGGAGCGGGGGUGAUCCGGCUCGACCUGGCCUGAGCCAGCAGCAGCGCGCCAGCCAGAGGAAGGCGCAAGUCCGGGGGCUGCCGCGCGCCAAGAAGCUUGAGAAGCUAGGGGUCUUCUCGGCUUGCAAGGCCAAUGAAACCUGCAAGUGUAAUGGCUGGAAAAACCCCAAGCCCCCCACUGCACCCCGCAUGGACCUGCAGCAGCCAGCUGCCAACCUGAGCGAGCUGUGCCGCAGCUGUGAGCACCCCUUGGCCGACCACGUGUCCCACCUGGAGAAUGUGUCAGAGGAUGAGAUUAACCGACUCUUGGGGAUGGUGGUGGACGUGGAGAAUCUGUUCAUGUCUGUUCACAAGGAGGAGGAUACGGACACCAAGCAGGUCUAUUUCUACCUCUUCAAGGUGAGCUUCUUCCAACUCCUGCGGAAAUGCAUCCUGCAGAUGACUCGGCCCGUGGUGGAGGGGUCCCUGGGCAGCCCCCCAUUUGAGAAGCCUAAUAUUGAGCAGGGUGUGCUGAACUUUGUGCAGUACAAGUUUAGUCAUCUGGCUCCCCGGGAGCGGCAGACAAUGUUCGAGCUCUCGAAGAUGUUCCUGCUCUGCCUUAACUACUGGAAGCUUGAGACGCCUGCCCAAUUUCGGCAGAGGUCUCAGGCCGAGGACGUGGCUACCUACAAGGUCAAUUAUACCAGAUGGCUCUGUUACUGCCACGUGCCCCAGAGCUGCGAUAGCCUUCCCCGGUACGAGACUACUCACGUCUUUGGGCGGAGCCUUCUCCGCUCCAUCUUCACCGUUACCCGGCGACAGCUGCUGGAGAAGUUCCGGGUGGAGAAGGACAAGCUGGUGCCCGAGAAGAGGACCCUCAUCCUCACCCACUUCCCCAAAUUCCUGUCUAUGCUGGAGGAGGAGAUCUACGGGGCAAACUCUCCAAUCUGGGAGUCGGGCUUCACCAUGCCGCCCUCAGAGGGAACCCAGCUGGUGCCCCGGCCGGCUACAGUCAGCGCUGCGGUUGUUCCCAGCGCCCCCAUCUUCAGUCCCACCAUGGCUGGGGGCAGCAACAGCUCCUUGAGCCUGGAUUCCGGAGGGGCUGAGCCCAUGCCAGCAGGUGAGAAGAGGAAGCUCCCAGAGAACCUGACCCUGGAGGAUGCCAAACGGCUCCGUGUGAUGGGCGACAUCCCCAUGGAGCUCGUCAAUGAGGUCAUGCUCACCAUCACGGAUCCCGCGGCCAUGCUGGGGCCUGAGACGAGCUUGCUGUCGGCCAACGCCGCCCGGGAUGAGACUGCCCGCCUGGAGGAGCGCCGCGGCAUCAUCGAGUUCCAUGUCAUCGGCAACUCGCUCACACCCAAGGCCAACCGGCGGGUGUUGCUGUGGCUCGUAGGGCUGCAGAACGUCUUCUCCCACCAGCUGCCACGCAUGCCCAAGGAGUACAUCGCCCGUCUCGUCUUUGACCCGAAGCACAAGACUCUGGCCUUGAUCAAGGACGGGCGGGUCAUUGGUGGGAUCUGCUUCCGCAUGUUUCCCACCCAGGGCUUCACGGAGAUUGUUUUCUGCGCUGUCACCUCAAAUGAGCAGGUCAAGGGCUAUGGGACUCACCUGAUGAACCACCUGAAGGAGUAUCACAUCAAACACAACAUUCUCUACUUCCUCACCUACGCCGACGAGUACGCCAUUGGCUACUUCAAAAAGCAGGGCUUCUCCAAGGACAUCAAGGUGCCCAAGAGCCGCUACUUGGGCUACAUUAAGGACUAUGAGGGCGCGACACUGAUGGAGUGUGAGCUGAACCCGCGAAUUCCCUACACGGAGCUGUCCCACAUCAUCAAGAAGCAGAAGGAGAUCAUCAAGAAGCUGAUUGAGCGCAAACAGGCACAGAUCCGAAAGGUCUACCCCGGGCUCAGUUGCUUCAAGGAGGGUGUGAGGCAGAUCCCUGUGGAGAGCGUCCCUGGCAUUCGAGAGACGGGCUGGAAGCCGCUGGGGAAGGAGAAGGGGAAGGAGCUGAAGGACCCAGACCAGCUCUACACGACCCUCAAAAACCUGCUGGCCCAGAUCAAGUCCCACCCCAGUGCCUGGCCCUUCAUGGAGCCCGUGAAGAAGUCGGAGGCCCCAGACUACUACGAGGUCAUCCGCUUCCCCAUCGACCUGAAGACCAUGACGGAGAGGCUGCGCAGCCGCUACUAUGUGACCCGGAAGCUCUUUGUAGCUGACCUGCAGCGGGUCAUCGCUAACUGCCGCGAGUACAACCCCCCAGACAGCGAGUACUGCCGCUGCGCCAGCGCCCUGGAGAAGUUCUUUUACUUCAAGCUCAAGGAGGGCGGGCUCAUUGACAAGUAGUCUGGCUUUGGACCUCGGCCUCAACCUGGAAUGCCUCCACCUCGGCUUCUGAUCUAAUCCCUGGGGUGCCCUUGUGCCCCGGUCUGCCUCAGUUUGAGACACUCCAGCCAGGGGCCCUCCAGCCCCUGAUCCUGCAGCCGUUUCAGGGCCCUGGGACACCCCCAAGCCUGCAGCUCUGUCCCACCCUUCAUUGUGUCUGACCUUGGGAAGGGGUCUCUCAGGUCUGGGGUUCAGCCCCUCUAAGAGUGGCUGGUGGCCAGAGGAUGAACCCUGUCCAGCCCUGGUGGCCCCCAGUCCUGCCUGAUCCCCCCUUCUCCCCACCCCCACCCCCAACACACACACACACACACACACACACACACACACACACACACACACACACUCCCCCAAGCUAUGGAGUUUUGGAGUCCUGGCCCUGGCCCAGGUCACUGUUUCCUCAAGGGCAGGAUUGCCAACUUUAGCUUGAGUGAGGGGGCUUCAGGGGUUGGAAGUUCAACCUGGACUGGAGGGGCCGUGCCUCACCCUGCACUGUUCUGUUUGUCCCCCAGGGGUGGGGGGCAUGGGGACCAUUCAUUUCCUGGCAUUAAUCCCUUGGAGGGAACAAUAAAGUUUUGGGGUUUUUAUUCUCA
Messenger RNA from Orcinus orca (killer whale), 3231 nucleotides. RefSeq names its product lysine acetyltransferase 2A (gene KAT2A). The record is from RefSeq and is a predicted model, not a curated record. The transcript has 18 exons. The coding region runs from base 71 to 2602 and encodes 843 amino acids. Lineage: Eukaryota; Metazoa; Chordata; Mammalia; Artiodactyla; Delphinidae. Gene Ontology annotation, cellular component: histone acetyltransferase complex; nucleus. Gene Ontology annotation, biological process: positive regulation of transcription by RNA polymerase II; chromatin remodeling. Gene Ontology annotation, molecular function: histone H3 acetyltransferase activity; protein binding.